Messenger RNA from Lottia gigantea (owl limpet), 210 nucleotides. RefSeq lists its product as hypothetical. The record is from RefSeq and is a predicted model, not a curated record. NCBI's taxonomy places the organism in Eukaryota, Metazoa, Mollusca, Gastropoda, Lottiidae. The transcript is spliced from 2 exons. Gene Ontology annotation, molecular function: protein binding. The annotation marks the transcript as partial.
GCAGCAGUCAAAAUCCAAGCUGGAUUCAAGGGUUUCAAGGCCAGGAAAGAAGGUACUGAAGAAGAAAAACCAGCUGAAGAAGUACCAGCUCCACAAAAGCCAGCUGAAGAAGAGGAAGAGAUUGACAUAGAUUUGGAUGCUCCUGAAACUGAGAAGGCAGCACUGGCUAUCCAAGCUAACUUUCGAGGAUUCAAGGCUAGAAAAGAUCUG